AUGGUGUCGAUCGACUUUUUAACGACGACACUUUCCCUCCAGCUGGAUCAAUGGCCAGCUUCGCCGUGGGACGACGCAGCUUUCGUCGAUUCUACGACCAGUUGUGUGUCCAACAUUCGCGCCGGAUCGGUUGCGACCCCUCUCGCGCGGGAACUCGGGACACAACUCGAGACCGCCGUCGCGCAGGCGACGGUAAAGGUGCAGCUUGACGUUCUGGCGAAAGCUGAGUUUUCGCUCCUGCGUCAGGCGCAGGAACUGGGUCACAGUGCCCAAUAUGUGGCGAACGCAGUGCAGGCGGCGAAUAACGCCACUUAUGGUUUGGACGCGCGUCAGAGCUAUCUUGACGCACAGGCGCUCGCCCUGCACGAGCGUAACCUUGCUGUGGCUCGUGGAGAAGGGUACUCCACUGCUCAAGGCAUUGCCUUGUCCACCGCGCAAGAACGCGUGGACAGAACCAGUGAGCGCCUCAACGCUCACGAUGCGGCGCUCCGCGCGCGCAUGGAGGGCUUCCACGCCGAAGAGCUACACGCUGCUGGGCGUCAGGGCUUUCUGGAGGCCCAAGCGGCGCAUCAUGAUUACGUGCACCGCAGCCAGACGGAGGCCGAGGAGCGCCUCAAUCAGAGCCGCACGGCUCUGAGCACCAUAGAGGGCGACUCGCGGAGCAAGAUCGACGCGGCCCUCCAUCAACAGCAGGCUGCGCAGGAAGCGGAGAGGCGCGCAGCGGUGAUCCUCUCGCGGGACGAGGAGCUCCACCGGCAGUUGCGCGAACAGCAGCAACUGCUGACCGACGCGCUCCGAAGAGAGCAAGAUUGGCGCACCAACCAGCGCCAGAUGGAAGAACGCUUCGCAGCAAUGCAAGCGGAGAUACAGGCCGCUCGCGGUGAACGCCCUGCGACGGACGCUGAAACUGCCGCUGCUGUCGCGCCGGCUCAGCCCGUCACUGCGGCGCCGCCAGAAGCCCCUACGCCGCCCCCGCGGUCUCGCACGGGUGCACAGUUGCCCCCUCCUCCCCCUUUCUCGAUGGCGCCGGUGCGCCCUUCGCCACCACUGGCUGCUCCCCUCGCAGCUCGCCCACCCCCGCCCCCGUUCAGCACCCUCCAACAUCCAGUGGCGGGCGGUGCCAAAGACAUCUUGCGGGGACGCGAGCCGUACCCUCUCGACGUGCCAGCGGCGCCGACGCCUUUUCAGUGGCACGAUGCGCGCUCUUGGGGCCCUGUGCUGAGCCUGCCACAAGGCCAGGCGAUUUUGAUGUUGGAGCUCCAGACGGCGAUGGAGCUCAAGCUGCCGGUCCCGAUCGUACGGGCGGUUGUGGAGGCCUUAAAGGCCUUCAUGAACAACCUCGCCACGAGGGUCGAGCCGGAUGAGUUGGACUUUGCCGAAGGCGAAGCGCUUCUGUUUGCUCUGCGGGUCGCGGACCUGUACAGCAAACACCCGGGAACAAGUCCACAGGACUUCUACUCCCAGUUCGGCAGGUUCUUGAAUCCUGCUGAUCCCUUGACGGUUCGUUUUGGUUCUUUGGCGCAGCGUCCGCGAGUUCGUUCGCGCACGCCCUCGCGCACUGCCGGCCCCGGCAUUCGAUGCUACUAUUGUGGCAUAGCAGGGCAUGUGUCGACUGAGUGUCGCAAGAAACUCAGCGACCAAAAAAAAACGGAAAAGGGACCCCACGCAAGUGAGGCAGCAACCAGAUGA
Molecule: messenger RNA, 1689 nt
Organism: Leptomonas pyrrhocoris
Lineage: Eukaryota; Euglenozoa; Kinetoplastea; Trypanosomatida; Trypanosomatidae
Exons: 1
Coding region: 1-1689 (562 amino acids)
Molecular function (GO): zinc ion binding; nucleic acid binding
Source: RefSeq, a predicted model, not a curated record